CAACAGUCCUCGCACUGCACAAAAUGUGGAAAAUAUUAUUUCUGAUCCAUGCGGGUCUGGCUGGUGUCUGGGCCGCGGACUACGAACUGCUGCUCGAGGAUCCGGAUAUAUUUGCGAGAUGCACCGAAGCACCCCCAGGGACAAUCUUCUUUCGUGACGCCAUCAAUUUUGAUAAACUGAGUGUCGAACAGGAGCCGAACACUCUGCACGUAUCGGGCAAUGCCACCACCACCUGGGAUCUAGAGCCCACCGAUCGCAUAGCCGCCAAGUUCGCGCUGUUUCAGUACCAGCGGGGCAACUGGGAGCCGACUGUGUUUACCAUGGCCACGCAGGACUUUUGCAGCAUUAUGUACGACAAGGAUCAGUAUUGGUACAAGUAUUGGACGGUGCACAUCACAAAUCGCAACGAGGUAGAACAGCAUUGCAUCAAAAAAGCAGGUACCGUCCUUAUCCAUGAGCCAUUUGUAAUGCGACUGAUUCUGAGGAACAUACGGGGUGCCACCCUGCAAGGACGCUAUAAAACGGUCAUCAGCUUUGAGGCAUUCGAUGAGAAAAAUGUACCUCGCGGCCCGGGUGUUUGCUUCGAAAUCAGAGGCGAGGCUGAAAAGUUGAAAAAUUGAAGAGCGAACGCUGCAGGAAAAGCGGCUGUCGCUGGUUUAUAUUUUUACGGGUUUCUUAGCUUAGUAAAUGCAACUUUUAUCAACAUGCUUCUGGGCUAUAAAGAACCAAUUGCCAGGCACACAA
Molecule: messenger RNA, 744 nt
Organism: Drosophila guanche
Lineage: Eukaryota; Metazoa; Arthropoda; Insecta; Diptera; Drosophilidae
Exons: 3
Coding region: 24-620 (198 amino acids)
Source: RefSeq, a predicted model, not a curated record